Messenger RNA from Drosophila takahashii, 1836 nucleotides. RefSeq names its product adaptor protein complex 2, mu subunit (gene AP-2mu). Lineage: Eukaryota; Metazoa; Arthropoda; Insecta; Diptera; Drosophilidae. Gene Ontology annotation, biological process: intracellular protein transport; clathrin-dependent endocytosis. Gene Ontology annotation, molecular function: clathrin-cargo adaptor activity. Gene Ontology annotation, cellular component: AP-2 adaptor complex; cytoplasmic vesicle. The record is from RefSeq and is a predicted model, not a curated record.
UAUAUUCUACCGCGAACGGCCACACUAAAGGGGAGUGAAAUUGAUUUUCUGAUAAAAAUUUUCGCUCGAGCUCCAGCAUCGGACACUUUAUAUAUCCUGCAAUUAAAUAUAUAUAUAAUUAGCGACUUGGACUAACCAGCAGACAGCGCACAAGAUGAUCGGCGGCCUGUUCGUCUACAACCACAAGGGCGAGGUGCUGAUCUCGCGAGUCUACCGCGACGAUAUCGGUCGCAAUGCCGUGGACGCCUUUCGGGUCAACGUCAUCCACGCCCGCCAGCAAGUGCGCUCGCCAGUGACCAACAUUGCGCGGACCAGCUUCUUCCACAUCAAGCGAGCAAACAUUUGGCUGGCGGCUGUGACCAAGCAGAAUGUGAACGCCGCCAUGGUCUUCGAGUUCCUCCUAAGGAUCAUCGAGGUGAUGCAGUCGUACUUCGGCAAGAUCUCCGAGGAGAACAUCAAGAACAACUUUGUGCUCAUCUACGAGCUGCUGGACGAGAUCCUGGACUUUGGCUACCCGCAGAACACGGACUCCGGCACCCUGAAGACCUUCAUCACGCAGCAGGGCAUCAAGUCGGCCACCAAGGAGGAGCAGAUGCAGAUCACCUCGCAGGUCACCGGCCAGAUUGGCUGGCGUCGCGAGGGCAUUAAAUACAGGCGCAACGAGCUCUUCCUGGACGUCCUGGAGUACGUGAACCUGCUGAUGAGCCCCCAGGGUCAGGUAUUGUCCGCCCAUGUGGCCGGCAAGGUGGUGAUGAAGUCGUAUCUGUCGGGCAUGCCCGAGUGCAAGUUCGGCAUCAACGACAAGAUCGUGAUGGAGUCCAAGGGCCGUGGCCUCUCCGGCAACUCGGAGGCGGAAACCUCGCGCUCCGGCAAGCCCGUUGUGGUCAUCGACGACUGCCAGUUCCAUCAGUGCGUCAAGCUGAGCAAGUUCGAGACGGAGCACUCGAUCAGCUUCAUCCCGCCGGACGGGGAGUUCGAGCUGAUGCGCUACCGCACCACCAAAGACAUUUCGCUGCCAUUCCGGGUCAUUCCGCUGGUGCGCGAGGUGGGACGCACCAAGAUGGAGGUCAAGGUGGUGCUGAAGUCCAACUUCAAGCCCUCGCUGCUGGGCCAGAAGAUCGAGGUGAAGAUACCCACGCCGCUAAACACCUCGGGUGUGCAGCUCAUCUGCCUGAAGGGCAAGGCCAAGUACAAGGCCUCCGAGAACGCAAUCGUGUGGAAGAUCAAGCGCAUGGCGGGCAUGAAGGAGACGCAGCUGUCGGCCGAGAUCGAGCUGCUCGAGACGGACACCAAGAAGAAGUGGACCCGGCCGCCGAUCUCGAUGAACUUCGAGGUGCCGUUUGCGCCAUCCGGAUUCAAGGUGCGCUACCUCAAGGUGUUCGAGCCCAAGCUCAACUACUCCGACCACGACGUGGUCAAGUGGGUGCGCUACAUCGGACGCAGCGGACUCUAUGAGACGCGCUGCUAGAGUGGAGCAAGAGUAUCACAGUUGAAUUUAACGAAUUGAAUGAAUGGAGAACGUGUUACCGCAUCUAUUGGUAUUUCCUCAAUCAAAUUGAACCAGCAGUUAAUGUAUUCCAUGCCGUAUACCGCACACACUGCCUCCGCGAGCACUGGUUAUGCGGGCGGGGCGUGUUCCCUAUAGACAUACAUACCACUAGGUACUAUGAUUUACCCUACUAUGUAAUUGUAAACUAUGUUGUUUUAUAUGCGUCGCCUGUAUGGAACGCCUCUCAAAUCUCACGCUCACGUUUUCACAACUCUAAUUAUUAUUUGUAUUAUCGUAUUAUAAAUAUACAUAUAUAUUAAUCAUUAUUUUCAUUGUGCAAGGAACAA